Neltuma alba is the source of this 756-nucleotide messenger RNA. RefSeq lists its product as uncharacterized. Lineage: Eukaryota; Viridiplantae; Streptophyta; Magnoliopsida; Fabales; Fabaceae. The transcript has a single exon. The record is from RefSeq and is a predicted model, not a curated record. Bases 1 to 756 code for a protein of 251 amino acids.
AUGAAUAACCAGGCUGUUCAAAAUCCCAGUUCGAAUGAUCAAGGAGCUAAAGAGACUUCAUGUAUGCAAGAUCAAUGGAAGGUUGUCCAGAAAACACGCAGACAGAGGAAACCGAAGGAGAAACAAGGAGAAGCAUCUAAUCACGCUAAUUCUGGGUCAAGAUUUAAUAUCUUGAUUAAUGAGGAAGAUAAUCAAGAGGAGAAAAAGGAUAAUGGUGAGACGCACCAGAUGAGUACGGAAGAUGGUAUGACAGCAACAAAGCUGACGAGUACGAGGCAGCAACGUCCACUAAAAACGAGAGCAGGAAAAGAGAAAAAAGGGACCACUGUUACAAAAUAUGACAAAAAAAAGGAGAGCGAAGGAGUAGCGAGGCCACUACUAACGGACGUGCGUCAGAGUAGCAGAGCAAAAAGAGUGGAAAAAAGAACAAGAGAUGCUGAUGAGGCUCUUCCGAGGCAGAACGAUGAAGUGUUGAUGAUUACCAUGGGUGAGAAUAAUACGGACGGACAAAAUGAAGAUAUGGAAUUUGAGAGAAACGAUGUUGAUCCGGCUGGUGAAAUGGAGACAAGGAGUGGGGAAAAGACAAAAAAUUCCCACUCCAACAUUCCAAUUGACCCGGGUGAAAUGGAAAUAGCAGAAGAAGGGGAUAUAAGAAUUGGGCCGGUGGAUAACAGCCCAUAUGCAAUUUCGUCCCAAUCUAGUGAGCAAAGUGGUGAUAUCAUUGUGCCUGAGACCCAAAUGGUCUUUGGGCCAUGA